Jatropha curcas is the source of this 1015-nucleotide messenger RNA. RefSeq names its product remorin. The record is from RefSeq and is a predicted model, not a curated record. NCBI's taxonomy places the organism in Eukaryota, Viridiplantae, Streptophyta, Magnoliopsida, Malpighiales, Euphorbiaceae.
UUGUUUAAAGAUACAGUUACCCACUUUCAACUAUAAUAUCUCAACCAACACAACCUCUCUCUCUCUCUCUCUACUAUCACAAUUCACUUAUUAUCUUCUUUGCAAUUAAAUUCUCUUUUUGCCUUUUUCCUAACUUUCCUCGAUCAGUUCCUAAAUUGGAUAAGCAGGUACUGAUAUGGCUGAAGAAGAGUCCAAGAAGCUGGAAACUGAAACUCCCUCUCCUCCGGCUCCAGCUCCUGCUCCUGCUUCUGCUCCUGCUCCGGUAACCGAACCUGUUGAACCUCCAAAAGAUGUGGCUGAGGAGAAAUCCAUAAUUCCACCACCUUCGGAAGAGAAGACCGAGGAGUCCAAGGAGCUUGUUCCUGUUGAAAAGACUCCUGAACCUGCUGAGACUAAAAGUUCUGAGGGUUCUGUGAAUCGAGAUGCUGUGCUUGCAAGGGUUGAAACACAGAAGAGGCUGUCACUUAUUAGAGCAUGGGAAGAGAGUGAAAAGAGCAAAGCAGAGAACAAAGCUCACAAAAAACUAUCUGCCAUUGUGUCGUGGGAGAACAGCAAGAAAGCAUUAGUAGAGGCUGAGCUGAAGCAAAUUGAGGAAAAACUGGAGAAGCAGAAGGCAGAAUAUGCAGAGAAAAUGAAAAAUAAAAUAGCACUAAUUCACAAGGCAGCAGAAGAGAAAAGGGCAAUAAUUGAAGCUAAACGUGGAGAAGAUCUUUUGAAGGCAGAAGAGACAGCUGCGAAGUGCCGUGCUACGGGAACUGCUCCAAAGAAGCUCCUUGGAUGUUUUUAGUCUAAAAGCCUCAGGCUUGAAUAACAGUGUAUUAUUUGUGUAUUUAUGAUGCGUUUAUUUGUUAAUUUAGUUGUGUGUUUGUUCAUAGGAGAAGUUGGCAAAUAUGCAAUUGCCGUGUUCUCAUGUUCAUGUCUCUCUGUAUAUACCAUUUGAAAUAUUGUUUGGAAGCUUCACAUGUUACAUUUGUAAGAAGUGCGUAAAAACAGACUGUUAUUCUUGCAAGUUGUA